AUGAGAAAUCCUAGCUGGGAGUCAUGUUGCAAGCAAGGACCAGUCCAGUUGCAACUAUUACCUGAUCCACCUGAGUACUUGAAGGACUUGCUCGAACGUACGGACACUCAAGGCAGUCACUUUAAGGACAACCUUCGCCAGUACAACGCUGCCUUUGCCUUUACUUCCAACAGCAGCAGCAACAGCAACAACAAUAACAAUAGAGGUGGAUUAAACGCCUUUCAGAUCCAUGGCGCACUUUGCCACCGUCAAGGCCCCUUGACUCCAGUUGAAGGCAGUGAGCCUUCCUAUGCCCAGCUGUAUAUAUUUGAUCCUUCCUAUGCCGCUGAAAGAAGACAAGCACGAAACAGCAACCUUGAUCCUGAGAUCAUUAGGGAGCUUUCGGUCAUGCUUGCCCAAUGUAACCCCUUUGCGCGUAUAUAUCGCCAUGCACACGAGAUAUUGAGCAACCAUGAGAGCAGCAACACUGUCAGUGAUGGUAAUGAUCAAAGAGAAGUCAGUGAUAGGCGUAUUCAGAAUUUUCCAACAAUGGAAGAGGUUGCUGCUGUUAUCCCUAUUGAGUAUAGUGAUAGAAGUUUUCGUGAUAUUGUUCUUACCUUGAGAAGCAAUAGCGGUCUUCGUCAAAACACUGGAUUUGAGCAACACUUUCAGCGUAUCAGCCAGGCGCAUGCUGCAUACAUGCCAACACACUAUGUGCUUUUAUUUCCUCAUGGAACAUAUGGAUGG
Molecule: messenger RNA, 726 nt
Organism: Rhizopus microsporus ATCC 52813
Lineage: Eukaryota; Fungi; Mucoromycota; Mucoromycetes; Mucorales; Rhizopodaceae
Exons: 3
Source: RefSeq, a predicted model, not a curated record